Molecule: messenger RNA, 638 nt
Organism: Caenorhabditis elegans
Lineage: Eukaryota; Metazoa; Nematoda; Chromadorea; Rhabditida; Rhabditidae
Gene: C17B7.9
Product: T20D4.11-like domain-containing protein
Exons: 3
Coding region: 11-613 (200 amino acids)
Source: RefSeq, marked reviewed
GUUUCAGAAAAUGAUAGGAUUCCUCCAACUUGCCAUUAUUGGAACUGUGUUUUUGAGUGUUGUACAUAAAGCAGUUGCAACUGGAGCACAAGACGCCGGCUGUACUGAUGAAGAAUCACUUAGGACACGUUCUUGUGACCUAGUUCUGGCCGAUUUCCUCGAAAAUAGUGGCAACCUCUACAUGAAGGAUAAAAAGAGGCUAAAGGAAUACAAGGAUGAAUGCCAUAACGUACUCAGUUGUUACAACAAAAUCAAAUGUUUGGGAACAAAUGGGGAAAAAAUUCCAGCGAUUAAGAAUAUUGGAAAGCAUUGCAGAGCUACGGAUUACGUACACGAUGAUUUUGCCAAGUGUAGUGACAAAUUGAAUGCAAAGAAAUCAACAUGUUUCGAUGACUGGGACCCAAUUCCAAACAAAGUCACUACUGAAAAAGUCCCAAAAAAAUUUGACCAGUUGAUGAGUGAGUCUUGUAAAACAUGUUUUGGAAAAGACAACUGCAUGAUGAAGGAAAUUAAAGAAACAUGUGGCCAACAAGAAUGGGACGCCUUCCGAAAGCAUUUCAUAACUCUCUCUGGUGGAUUUUUCGACAAGUGUGACUUCAGCAGGCUGGAUUAAAUUUUAUGUGUUUUUUAAAUGAAUC